AUGAAAAAAAAUUCUCAAGCAGUUCCGUCUAUAGAAUUGCCUGAUGAUUUAUUUGAAGAAAGAUUAAACCCUUGGAGAUUCUCUCUGAUUGGGAGAUUAAAUUUACAACAAAUUAAGUUUGUUGAUGCUGCUAUCAUUCUUCGUCUACAAUGGAAGCUAAAAGGAGAAUGUAAACUUAUACCAUUAGGAAGGGGUUUCUUCACAAUCAAAUUAGAUAAUGCAACAGAUCGUCAGUAUAUCAAGGAAGGAAAAUGGAAAGUUACAAAUCAAAUACUUCAAGUAAGAAAUUGGAUCUCUAAUUUUCGACCAGAAAACCAAAGAACUUCUAGAUCUAUGGUUUGGGUAAGAUUUCCAGGAUUAGGUCUAGAAUUUUGGACUGAAAAAAUACUUCUUAAAAUUUGUAAGGAAUUUGGUAAUCCUGUGAAACUUGAUGCUGCAACAGAGAAAUGUGAAGUUGGUUAUUAUGCAAAUGUUUUAGUUGAAGUGGAUUUUGCUAAGUCUAUCCCAAACAAGAUAUGGAUUGGCACAAAAUAUGGAGGUUUCUUUCAAAGCAUUUCCAUUCCAGAUUGUCCAAAGUUCUGUUCUACCUGUAAAAUUUUAGGACAUCUGAUCACUGAAUGUAGAGUGGAAAAAAGCAAAAAUCAAUCAGCAGGUGAAGCUCAUAAUCACAGCAAUAUCAAGACAGGCAACAUUUCUAAUCAUCAGCAAUCUCCUAAAACUGGAACUCCUUGUAUUCAGCAGAAAACUCCUAAAACUCCCCACAUUCCUUUUGAUAUCUGUAAUGAAGCAUAUAAGGAAGUGGUGCAAGUAAGUACUUCUAGUUCUGUUCUUAAUCCAUUGGUGGAAGAUUCAAUAAUAUCAAAUAUAAUAACACCACAUAUUCAAGCUACUCCUGAAGUGGUUAAUGUGAAUGGUGGGAUAUUUAAUGCUCUAAGUCCAAUUGAGAAAAAUAAAGAGGAUGAAUUGAGUAUUGAUGAAGAAAUUAUGGCUGAAAUAGAACCUCAUAAGCUCAUUCAAAUGGCAGAAGUCACAGAACUAGAAAAGAGUGAAGUUAAGUUUGUUGAUGCAGGAUCAGGAAAGGUCACUACAGAACUAGUACAAUUAACUUCAUGA
Messenger RNA from Papaver somniferum (opium poppy), 1113 nucleotides. RefSeq lists its product as uncharacterized. The record is from RefSeq and is a predicted model, not a curated record. The transcript has a single exon. NCBI's taxonomy places the organism in Eukaryota, Viridiplantae, Streptophyta, Magnoliopsida, Ranunculales, Papaveraceae. The coding region runs from base 1 to 1113 and encodes 370 amino acids.